This is a messenger RNA of Frankliniella occidentalis (western flower thrips), 727 nucleotides long. RefSeq lists its product as uncharacterized. NCBI's taxonomy places the organism in Eukaryota, Metazoa, Arthropoda, Insecta, Thysanoptera, Thripidae. The transcript is spliced from 2 exons. Bases 179 to 727 code for a protein of 182 amino acids. The record is from RefSeq and is a predicted model, not a curated record.
GUUAGAAGUUAGUCACAGCUUAGUAUUCGAGCAGCAGGCUGUGCGCCGCGCUCCGUGUAGUCGAAGCUUGAUAACUCCGAACUCCGCCGUAUAUUUGAAGCAUUUAGUGAUAACUGCUGUGUGUAUCCCGACUACGGUUCGCCGAUCGACCAUAGCGUGUGCUGAACACGGGUCGACUAUGGCCAACGCAGGCGGGAGAUUCCCGUCAUUCAACCCUAAAGAUAACAAGUCGUGGAUCACUUACUACCACCGUUUCAUACGCCACUGUGAAACAAAGAAGAUCGUGGACUACAAGAGCGAAUUCAUCGACUGCUCCGACGACGAAAUGAUCGAGUACGUCCAGACCCUCUUCACCAGACGAAUCUUAAGCAGCCUCGUCACGUUAGAAGACAUAUCCAACGCGAUGGAGGCGUACUACGAGGAGCCAAGGCGUCGAGGGGUUAUCCCAAAUCAGCCAGAUCCCCCGACCUAUCGAAGGUUGACAGUGCGGUUGCUUAUUACUAUGGCUUUCCUUAUUGGUAUUAUUCCUUCAAUUGGCGAAUGGGGUGAAAUAUGUGAACACAAUUUGUGUACAUUAAGCACGGAUUCCAAAAUGUUUCCAACAAGGAGGACAAGGAGACCGUGCAAAAUACCAGACAACAUCACAAAAAACGUAGUUUAUACUGUUGUGUUUUUACUGUACAGCGUUCUUCUUGUAUUUAUACCGAAUAUCACAAUACAUUUUUGA